Molecule: messenger RNA, 1554 nt
Organism: Sinocyclocheilus grahami
Lineage: Eukaryota; Metazoa; Chordata; Actinopteri; Cypriniformes; Cyprinidae
Product: mucin-5AC-like
Exons: 3
Coding region: 1-1554 (517 amino acids)
Source: RefSeq, a predicted model, not a curated record
AUGUCAACAACAACAACUGAUGCAGAAACAACAACUCUGUCUGACGCCACAAAAACGUCUGAUGUAACAACAACUUUGGCUUUUACAACCACAUCUCCAAUGUCAACAACUGUUGCAGCAACCACAACAAUGCCUAUCACCACAACAAUUAUAGAAGCAACAACAACUUUGACUUCCACAACCACCCCUCCAGCGUCAACAUCUGAUGGAGGAAGCACAACUCUGUCUGACACCACAACAAUUACUGAUGCAACUACAACUUUGGAUUCCACAACCAGCACCCCAACAUCCUCAACUAUAGCACCAGCGUCAACAACAACUGAUGCAUCAACCACAACUCUGUCUGACACCACAACAACUACUGAUGGAACUACAACUUUGGAUUCCACAACCACCCCUCUAAUGUCAACCACAACUCUGCCUGACACCACAACAACAACUACUGAUGCAACAACAUCUUUGGCUACCACAUCCACCUUUCCAACACCCUCAACUGUGGCACCAACUGCAACAAUAUCAGAUUCAGCAACCACAACUCUGACUGAGAACACAAAAGCUACUAAUGCUACAAUUUUGACUUCCACAAGCACCCCUCCAACAUCUUCGACUGUAGCACCAACGUCAACAACAACUGAUGAAUCAACCACAGCUCUGCCUGACACCACAACAACUACUGAUGCAACAACAUCUUUGGCUACCACAACCACCCCUCCAAAAUCCUCAACUAUAGCACCAACGUCAACAACUGAUGCAGCUACCACAACAACUAUUGAUGCAACUACAACUUUAGCUUUCACUAAAACUGUUUCAAUAUCCUCAAGUAUUACACCAAUUUUAACAACCGAUGCAGCAACUAAAACUCUGUCUGACACCACAAAAACUACUGAUGCUAAAAUUUUGACUUCCACAAACACCCCUCCAACAUCUUCGAAUGUUGCACCAACGUCAACAAUAGCUGAUGAAUCAACCACAACUCUGCAUGACACCACAACAACUACUGAUGCAACAACAACUUUGGAUUCCACAACCACCCCUCUAAUGUCAACCACUGAUUCAUCAACCACAACUCUGCCUGACACCACAACAACUACUGAUGCAACAACAUCUUUGGCUACCACAACCACCUUUCCAACACCCUCAACUGCGGCACCAACGGCAACAAUAUCUGAUUCAGCAACCCCAACUCUGACUGAGAACACAAAAACUACUGAUACUACAUUUUUGACUUCCACAAGCACCCCUCCAACAUCUUCGACUGUAGCACCAACGUCAACAACAACUGAUGAAUCAAGCACAGCUAUGCCUGUCACCACAACUACUACUGAUGCAACAACAUCUUUGGCUACCACAACCACCCCUCCAAAAUCCUCAACUAUAGCACCAACGUCAACAACAACUGAUGCAGCAACCACAACUAUACCUGACACCACAACAACUAUUGAUGCAACUACAACUUUAGCUUUGACAAACACUGUUUCAAUAUCCUCAAGUGUUGCACCAAUUUCAACAACUGAUUCAGCAACCACAACUCUCAACAACGUCAAAAACAUCUGA